Messenger RNA from Lodderomyces elongisporus, 3306 nucleotides. RefSeq names its product 3'-5' DNA helicase (gene MPH1). The record is from RefSeq and is a predicted model, not a curated record. NCBI's taxonomy places the organism in Eukaryota, Fungi, Ascomycota, Pichiomycetes, Serinales, Debaryomycetaceae. Gene Ontology annotation, biological process: double-strand break repair via synthesis-dependent strand annealing; interstrand cross-link repair. The coding region runs from base 1 to 3306 and encodes 1101 amino acids. The transcript is spliced from 2 exons. Gene Ontology annotation, molecular function: 3'-5' DNA helicase activity; ATP binding; four-way junction helicase activity.
AUGCCCUAUAACAAAUCAGAAUCAGAGUCAAAGUCAAGAUCAGAUGAUGAAUUGGACUACCUGGAUUGGGAAGAUGAUGUUGGUGUUGUGGCACAACAAGCACAUAAACAAAGCAGUUUAGAUAGCGGGAUGGACCAAACUAUCCAGCUACAGUUGCAACAUGUACAAGAACAACAAUCAGGAACUGCCACCACCACUUCCACCACUGCCACUACCACUUCCACCACUGCCACCACCACUUCCACCACUGCCACCACCACUUCCACCACGUAUCAAACGCGAAUCCAUAUACCUACACAUCACGAAAUGAACUUUGAAGAGUUAAAGACUUAUAUUUAUCCUACAAACUUGGAAGUGCGGGAUUAUCAAUUUAGCAUUGUUAGAUCAGCAUUUUAUCAUAACCUAUUAGUAGCUUUGCCUACGGGGUUGGGAAAAACUUUUAUUGCCUCAACUGUUAUGCUAAACUUUUUGCGGUGGUUUCCAAAGUCUAAGAUUGUGUUUAUGGCACCAACAAAGCCGUUGGUGGCGCAACAAAUCAAAGCAUGCUGUUCCAUAACCGGUAUUCCCGCGAGCAAAGUAGCAAUUUUAUUGGACGAAACUCGAAAGAAUCGUGGUGAGAUAUGGAACUCGCGACAGGUGUUUUUCACCACGCCUCAAGUUGUCGAAAAUGAUUUGGCUUUUGGACUGGUGAAUCCCAAAUCGAUUAGUUUGUUGGUGAUUGAUGAGGCACACCGAGCGAGAGGUAAUUAUUCAUACAAUAAUGUGGUAAAUUUUCUUAAACGAUUCAAUGAUUCAUUUCGAAUAUUAGCGCUUACAGCCACUCCAGCAGCGGAUGUUGAAGGUGUCCAAAACGUUAUUGAUAAUUUAAUGAUAUCAAAGGUGGAAGUGCGCACAGAAGAUAGUGAUGACAUUGUAAAAUAUAUGAAGACCAAAAAGGUUUGUAGGAGAGUUCUUGCAGUGCUGGAUGAGAUUCGAGAGUGCAUUGAUUUGCUUGCCACUGCAGUGGCUCCAGUAUUGAAAUCUGCAAACGAAAAGGGCCUUUUAGAUGUAACAGAUCCUACUAGAAUUAAUGCUUUUAAAUGCAUGGAAGCAUCACGACGACUCUUGGCAAAUAAAAAUGUUCCCGAAGGUCUUAAAUGGGCGCAAUAUUUCAUUUUGCAGUUAUUGGGUACGGUGGGCCAGUGCUAUAGACGGUUGAACAUUUAUGGGGUUAAUUCGUUCUAUAGCUACUUUCAGGAGAAGCACAAGGAAUUUACUGCCAAAUGGAAUAGCAAGAAAUCGAAAAACAAGUUGAAUGCGGAUUUUUACUUCAGUGAGCCCAUAAAGAAGCUUUUGGAAGCACGUGAAAAGGUCAUUUCAAAUCAAGCUUAUAGUCAUCCAAAGAUUGAAGCCUUGAUGGAAGAGCUUGAAGAUUUUUUUCAAGCAAAAGACACCAGCUCGUCGCGAGUCAUUAUUUUUACAGAGUUUCGAGAGUCUGCUUUAGAAAUAGUAAAAGCGAUUGAAAAUGCCAAAAAUGGUAGCAAACCACAUAUUUUCAUUGGUCAGGCAAAGGAGAAGGAUAAGUUUGAUGAGGAGAAUUUUGGCAAAAAGAAGAAAAACCUGAAAGGGAAGCAGGGUAAAGGCAAAAAUAAGGAGGAAGAAGAUAGAGUGGCAGCACGAAGUAGCUCUGAGAAAGCUCAGAUUAGCGGGAUGAAUCAAAAAUUGCAAAAAGAAAUCAUUAGACAGUUCAAAAAUGGCGAUUAUAAUGUUUUAGUGGCGACCUCCAUUGGAGAAGAAGGUCUUGAUAUUGGAGAAGUUGACUUGAUUGUGUGUUACGACUCUACAUCCUCCCCAAUAAAAAAUAUUCAGCGAAUGGGUAGAACUGGUCGUAAGCGUGAUGGAAAAGUUGUACUUCUUUUUUCCAGCAACGAAGAGAUGAAGUUUGACAAGGCCAUGGCCGGGUACCAGUAUAUACAAAACCAUAUAAUGCAGGGCGAUUUGAUAACGCUUUACAACCAAAAUCGUAUACUUCCUCAGGAGUUUACUCCCGAGGUGGUACGCACAAAGAUUGAAAUUCCCGAAGAGAAUAUGAUUAUCAAAUGCGAAGAUGACGAGGACGAAAUUAUUCGUAUAGCUACCCAGUACAUGUUAGGUAAUACGCCAAAAUCGCCUGCAAGAAAGGCAGCAAAAAGCACAAGCGGCAUAAAAGGAACAAAAGGAACGAAAGGAUCUACAAGCAAGAAAGGAUCAAGCAAAUUGAAAGCUGAAAAACCACAAAAGAGAUUUUUCAUGCCUGAUAAUGUUGAAACAGGUUUUCAAACAGUAGGCAAGAUGCUCAACGAGGGAACUCGAAGUAGUGAAGUGAAUCAACACUCAGAAAGCGUACUUUUAGAACCUCAAAUACAUCCUAGAAAAACAAAAACAGUACUCGACAAAUUGAUUGACUCUGGGAGCGAUGAUGACGAUGAUGACGAUGAUGAUGAACAAGGAAUCUUGUCUUCUCCGUUUCAUCCGGCAGAUAAAAACUCAUUGCCAAAGUCUUUCGACAAUCAAAACAAGAUAGAGCAUACAAGCCAGCAAAACAGAAAUAGCAACACCAACAACAGUGGUAACAACACUAACAACACUAACAACACUAACAACAACACCAACAACAGUGAUAACAGCACCACCAACAACAAUAAUAGUAUCAACGAGCAAGAGGGAGAAGAAAACGCAACAGGAAAUUUUACUCGUACUCCAUCCACUUCAUUUAUGGAUACUCAUGAACUUGAACCAGCCUCAAAGAAAUCGUCUGGGCCUGUGGUUGCGCAACCUAUCAUUGGAGAUAUACUUGACGAUAGUUUUUCCUUCAGUGAUGAUGAUGACGAUGAUGAAAUACCGGAAAUUGAUCCUAAAGAGCCUUCGGCAAUACCUCAUAUAAAGUUUGAUUAUCAGAAGGGCCACUCCAAAACUUUAGGUAUACCUCAUAAUCCCAUAUUGCUUGAAAAAAACAUACCAAAGAAACGAAUGCUAAUUGAUGAGAAUGAACAAUUCUACCCAGCGCUUAGCACAGACGCCAAGAGUCAGAACAAUUGUGUGCACCCUCAGGUAAAGAAAAAGAAAAAGAUGUCGCUUGGUGUCAAGCGGAUCACAAUACCAAGUGAUUCAUCACACCUGAAACAGUUGUGUAAUGUCCCUUUGAAAGAAAAUGGUCAAGUUCAAGAGAAGUUAGUGCGCAAAGAGGCUAAAGAGGAUUCUUUCAGAUCAACUGAUAUGGAGGAUCCAUUUGAUGAUGAUUUGGAUGAGGUGAUUGCGAAUUAUACAUCGGCGCGGCGUCUGCAAUAA